GCCUUUAUGCGCAUGCUCUGCCGCCUCGGGGUAGUAGGGAGGACACGACGCUAUCAUGGAAGACGCUGCGACGCCUGGGCUGACCGAAGGAGUCACAGAAAACCGAGUUCAGUUGGCUGCAGGUCGGGGAGGAGCCCUGGUGGAGCUCACGCCAACCCCCGGCGGCCUGGCCCUGGUGAGCCCCUACCACACCCACCGGGCCGGGGACCCCUUAGACCUCGUGGCGCUCGCAGAGCAGGUGCAGAAGGCUGAUGAGUUCAUCCGAGCAAAUGCCACCAACAAGCUGACAGUCAUAGCCGAGCAAAUCGAACAUUUGCAAGAACAAGCCAGGAAGGUAUUGGAAGAUGCUCGCAGAGAUGCUGACUUGCACCAUGUGGCUUGUAAUAUAGUGAAAAAACCUGGCAACAUUUACUACCUUUAUAAACGGGAGAGUGGUCAGCAGUAUUUUUCCAUUAUUUCUCCAAAGGAAUGGGGGACAAGCUGUCCACAUGACUUCCUUGGUGCCUACAAGCUACAGCAUGACUUGUCCUGGACUCCGUAUGAGGACAUUGAGAAGCAAGAUGCUAAAAUCAGCAUUGUGAACAAGUUGCUAAGCCAGCCAGUGGCUCUGCCUUCAAGCACUGAACCCAGCUUCCAGGGGUUCAAUUCCACUGAGAGUGGACUCUGACAAACACUGUCACGACAAGGACCAGUCACCUCCUUGUUGCUCCAGUCUCUGCCUUGAUGGGAAGUGGCAUGUAGGUGAAUCAUGAACUUCUUGGAAGGCAAUCCUCUGUGAAUGUAAAUGCUGUCGUUACUACUUUUAGUUGGGAUGAUGAAGAAUCAUAUCAGUCUUUUUGGGGAUCCUUUCUUGGUCACAGAUAUGAAACCAGUCAGUUGCAUAGCACUGGCCGGUGUACUUUCUUUCUUCAUUAUCUCCAUCUGUUCUCCCAUAAGUCACACUAUUAGAGAAAGAAGAGUUUCUUCUUUCCACAAAAAGGUUAGCGAGUCAUUUCCCAGAGAGGACUGUUGUUAGCCUUUUUGUAACUGAAAGUGUUUAAAAUUAGGGUUGAGGCUAUUUAACAGUUGGUAUAACCCCAGCUUCAAAUUCAUCUGGGAACCAGAAUAUUGGGUGCUGGAGGAUGAUAAACAACUUGGCUUGGCUAGUGAGAGAGGGUGUGUGAUUCUGGUAUUUCUGCACUGUUGAUGAGGUUUGGCUUGCCCCAUUCUGCUCUGUCGAGCUAGGAUGCCUGGAGAAACUGAGGCAGCAGCAAUGGCCAGGUUUUGGGUUUUGGUCAGGUUCAGCCUCUAAACUCACAGAAUUUUAGACUUGGAAGAGAUGUUGGAGGCUGCUGCUAACCAUGGUAUGAAUCCACUCUCUAGCCUCACCGAGCUGGAGAUCCAGAGAUCAGCCAUCUGCAGCGCGAAAAUCCACUAAAUGGCAACUUCAGAAUAUUAUGGAAGAGAAAAUAGUGCAGCGGGUGAGAAACAAGAAAAACAGCCAGCCUGUUGAUUAGGAGUUAACUCAGAUUAAAACUCAUUUUGACCUGGAUUAUUAAGGAACUUAGAGGCUCUUUGGCUGAGUUUUUUAUGCUGAUUCUGACUGAGCUCUUGUGGGAUUCUACCUCACUACUUGUCUGUUCAGUGGAAUUACCUAAUUGACCAUGUAUCCAGCAUUGCUUUACUUCCCCUCAGUGCCAUAUAAUCUAUCACAACAUGCGGUAAAAGGAGAGAUGUGUGCUCGAAACCACGACUGCUCAGGUUCCUUUCUGGGGAUGAAUGUCUCUUGUGCUGGUCUGCUUGGUAAUACCACAACCUCAUCCUGGUGUUCAUGGCCUUUCCUUACAAGCUGCAUUCCUCGUGAGCUGUAAGUGGUUGGCCAGGGCCAAGCACAGGUGGGGCUGGAUCCUGACAAGGUCACACAGAUGGUACUUGGUCGCUCAGUUCACAGGGUGAGAUGCUCCAGGGAAUGGGACACACACACACUAGUACAGUAGUUGACUCUAACUAUGGAAAGCUUCCCAGGUUUUCAGAAAGUUCUCACUUGCAUGGUAAUAGCCCAUUUUGAGUAGGUGUUUUAUUAUCUAUUGCUGUAUAAAUUACCACAAACUUAGUGGCCUAAAACAGUACCCAUUUAUUAUUUCAUAAUUUCUGUGGGUCAGAAGUUCAGGUACUGGGUCCUCUGCUUCAGGGUUUCUUAGAAGGCUGCUGUCGAAUUACUUGCCAGGCCUGUGCCCUCAUCUGAAGGGAGGGAAUGACCAAAGAGCUUGAAUACCAGAAGGCAGAAACCGUUGAAUCUUAGAACCUGUCUCCCAUAGUGCUCAGUUGAGAGGGAGAAAGGAAAAGUUGUGGGUAAAAGAGGCAAAAUUACAGUGGUUAAGUUGGUGGUGUUGGAGUCACAGAUUUGGAUGUGGCUCUCUGCUCGGACAAAAUAUCCUCCCCGCUGUUGUCCCUGCUUCCUCCUCUGUUCCUGUCUCCAGUCCAUUCUGCAUAAAGUCAUCAGCUUGAUCUUUUGAAAAUGCAAACCCACCUCACUCUUUUUUUUUUAACUUUGUUACAAAGAAUAUUGCAUUUUAAAUUGUUGUGAAUGCUGCUACAAAUCCACCUUACCCUUGACAGUUCCUAGGCACUGGAGCAGAAAUAAGCAGUGAUUCAAAAGCAAACUUUCAGAGCGGUGGAUGUAGCUCAGUGGUAGAGCACAUGCUUAGCAUGACCAAGGUCCUGGGUUCAAGUUCCAGUACAUCCACUUAAAAACAACAAGAACCAAAAAAAACCAAAAAACUAAAUUAAAAACUUUUUGUUCUGUAAGGUGUGCUCCCUACACUGACCACCAGGUGGUGCCAUUGUACUUUCCUGGUUAAGCCAAUUCCCAAACUUAGGGAAAGUGAGUGGCAUUGUGAAGUGAUUUUGGAGGUAGCAUCUCAGAAUGGGGGACUAGGACCCAGUGGUUAUGUACAGUAACCAUUUUUCAUUUACCUGUCCAUCUAUCCAUCCAGUUAUUAAAGAAGUGCCUUCUGGGUUGCAGAUUUUUGAGAAUAACACAGCUAAAUAAGACAGGUCCCUAUUUCCAAGAAGCUCACUGUCUAGUGGAGGGGAAAGCAAGUCAGUCAUUACAACAUGGUAUAAGAAGGGCUGUGAUAGAGGUAUGCGUGGGAUAUCAUGGGCCACCGGGGAGGGGUACCUAACUCAGCUUUGAGAAUUUGAGAAGAGGAGGAGCUGACACCUGCUUGGUGUUGAAAACAAAAAAGCCUGUUUGGAGGCUUCAGUUUUCUGCUCUGUAGUAUAGUUGUCUCUGAGGGUGGGGGUAGGGUCCAUUUUGGGAUGGAGUUUUAUUGUGAAUGAACAAAAAGGGAUAUCCACUGAAGUCGUAUCAACCAGAGUAAUCCUGCCAGUCAGGAGGGGUGGAGUGAGAUAUGUACUAGCUA
Molecule: messenger RNA, 3404 nt
Organism: Vicugna pacos (alpaca)
Lineage: Eukaryota; Metazoa; Chordata; Mammalia; Artiodactyla; Camelidae
Gene: C13H1orf50
Product: chromosome 13 C1orf50 homolog
Source: RefSeq, a predicted model, not a curated record